Messenger RNA from Populus euphratica (Euphrates poplar), 1075 nucleotides. RefSeq names its product SNF1-related protein kinase regulatory subunit beta-3-like. Bases 360 to 713 code for a protein of 117 amino acids. Gene Ontology annotation, molecular function: protein binding. NCBI's taxonomy places the organism in Eukaryota, Viridiplantae, Streptophyta, Magnoliopsida, Malpighiales, Salicaceae. The record is from RefSeq and is a predicted model, not a curated record. The transcript is spliced from 4 exons.
GCUGAAGCAGCAGCAGUAACAGGAACGUUACCGUGUCACCUCAACCACCUUAGGGUUCAACUUUCUAAACAUGUUGCUCCAAAAUUAAAGGCUAAAGGCAACUCCGGCGACCGCUCAUAUUCUCAAACUACGACUUCUGCUUGUUUCACUCAUAUUUUUUAUUUCCUCUAUUACCCUUUUAAGUUCCAGAUCGGAGAUUGAUUCUCAUCAACAGCUUUUUCAAGAAUAGAAUUAUAGCUGGAUAUUCUGAUUCUUGAUCAAAGUCAAGAUUUUUUGAGCUGAAAGAUUGUGCCCGUGUUUUAGAGCAUUGCAGACUUGAUGACUUUGUGUUGUUAACCAUCUGCGUUGUCAUUUUCAACAUGAGCAACCAAUUCAGUGAAGAUAAUGAAGAUGCAACUGUUGCGGGAUUUGAAGUUCCUAGAUCACCUGAUUCAAGCUACAACAAUGCAUACCCAGGGAAUGAAGAUGAGGUACGGGACCCACCUUUAGUGCCUCCACACCUGCAACACUCGUUGCUUAGCUACCCUGCAAGUGCAGACUCUUCUGAAACACUUCCACUGCCACAGAAUGUGAUUUUCAACCAUCUUUACAUUGAGAACCAGGAGACCCCACGUUCUGUGGUGGCACUUGGGUUCACUCAUCGCUUCCAUUCAAAAUUUGUCACUGUUGUGCUAUACAAACCUGUUCAAAGGAGGGGUAGUGCCAGCACUUAGUAUGCGUAUAUAAUAAACCUUCAUUAGGUUUUCUUUCUUUGCCCAUGUUGUGAUGGAAUUGGUUGCGAUGGACUCUAAUAUGAGAUUAGCCAAAACGAGAAAUAUUUAUAGCCUCGCAUCACAGCAACUGUUGGAAUUAGGUUCGUUCUAUUGACCCUGAAGUUCUCUUCACUUAAAUUGUCACCUCUGCCAUGAGGUUAGAUUGCUAGACUUGUAAAGUUUCCAUUCAUCUUCCUGCCAACACUCAAAUGGUGGAGUGGAGCUUGUUUGUACUAUGAAACUUGAAAAUUUGGUUUAUCCCAUGGACAUGUGCACUUGUUGUUCUGAAAUACUCCAUAUUGAUAGGAAGGCUCUGUUUCGUA